AUGACAUUACCAGUAUUACCACUAGUCCCGCAAGUUCCGCGUAUGAAAAAAAAUACUGAAAUAGAAAUUGAUAAUGUAUCUUCGACCUCAUCUAUAAAUCUACACGACCCCUCUACUUGGCCAGCAAUAAUCAAUAACCGAUUAUUGGAAAUUCUCGUUGAAAAAGGACCUCCAUCGAUUCAACAAAACAUAAAAUUUCCUACAAACACAGACAGCGAUGGAAGAUCGUUCUCACCGUCACAAUACUUUCGAAUAUUACCAAAUGGUGAAAAGAUUGAAAGAAAAUGGUUGGUGUACUCACUCAAGGCAAACAGCACAUUUUGUUAUUGUUGCAAAUUAUUUUCCAUUAAAUCAAUGAAAUUAACAGGAAAAGACGGAUUUUCUGAUUGGCGACAUUUGGCUACACAAUUAUCCCGACAUGAAUCAAGUAUUGAUCAUAUGUUCAAUUAUCAAAAGUGGAAUGAAUUGAAAAAAAGACUUAGUAAGAAUUGUACUAUAGACUGUGAACAACAACGAUAUUUUGAGUCGGAGAAAAGAAGAUGGCGUGAUAUUAUCACCAGAAUUGUUGCAAUUGUACAGUAUUUAGCAGGACAAUGUUUAGCUUUUAGAGGUGAUUCUGAUGUAUUAUAUGAACGAAAUAACGGAAAUUUUCUAAAAGGUAUAGAAAUGCUGGCGAAAUUUGAUCCAAUUAUUUCAAAUCAUAUCAAUAAUAUUCAAAAAAAUUGUACGCCAGAUGUAACGCAUGUUGAACAAAUUUCUUUUGUAGCCAGAAUAGUGGAUAUGAGUACAUCUCCUAUUGAAAUUAAAGAACUAUUUCUUGGGUUCUAUCCAGUAUUGGAUGCAACUGGAGAAGGAUUGUUUAAUUUCUUUACCAAUGAAUUAUUAAGUACUUAUGAUUUAGAUGUGCAAAACAUACAUGGCCAAGGAUAUGAUAACGGAUCCAAACGAAAGUUGCAGCAAAUGCUUUAG
This is a messenger RNA of Onthophagus taurus, 969 nucleotides long. NCBI's taxonomy places the organism in Eukaryota, Metazoa, Arthropoda, Insecta, Coleoptera, Scarabaeidae. The record is from RefSeq and is a predicted model, not a curated record.